Sinocyclocheilus rhinocerous is the source of this 742-nucleotide messenger RNA. It is a transcript of the gene c4h11orf98, whose product is annotated as chromosome 4 C11orf98 homolog. The record is from RefSeq and is a predicted model, not a curated record. Bases 16 to 576 code for a protein of 186 amino acids. The transcript is spliced from 5 exons. NCBI's taxonomy places the organism in Eukaryota, Metazoa, Chordata, Actinopteri, Cypriniformes, Cyprinidae.
AACAACAAACGAAGAAUGGGUCAGGAGAAUGUGCUGCGACCGCUGCGUGAGCUUUACUGUGACGCUGCUCAGCCAGAACACACGAGCUCUGCGCCACCGAGCCGUCGCCGGAGAACAGGCCGCGAGUCCCCAGAUACGGAGACACCACCUUCUGCACCAGACACUCCAGCUUCAGGCGCCGGCUUCCGGUUUCUCAGACACAGCGGCGGCAGCAUGGGACCAGGAGCGAAAAUAAACAGACCCAAAACUGAACUGGCCCAGAAGCUGUUCAAGAGACGCAGGGUUCUGAGUCAAGAGAAGAGACGGAAGAAGCGGAUCGUGGGAGCUGUGAUCGACCGGGACAUCAUCACCAAACACCAUCUGAAGAAGAGGAGCUCCAGCUCCAGAGCCAACAUCACGCUCUCGGGGAAGAAGAGGAGGAAGCUGAUCAAGCAGCUGGCGCGCAUGGAGCGAGAGAAGAUCGCUGGGGAAGCGGAGACGCAGAAGAAGCUCCCUCCUGCUGCAGCUGCAGACAAACCCAAGAGCAGCAGAAGAGCAGCGGCGGCGAGCCACACUGAAGUGAUGGAUGUGGAAUAGAGCAGAUUACAGCACCUGGGUUUGGAUGGACCUCAACUUGUGUACAUCUGUUGCUAUAAGUGUGUGUGUUGAAAAAAGAAUAAACUUUGUGAGAGACGCAGUUAGAGUCAUCAAGUGGAUCUGCACGACAUCUGCCUACAGUUUCCACAAAGAUAUUCAUCGUCUU